AUGGCGGAAGACUAUUCCGACUAUGACGUAUUCUAUUCUGUGCGGCCGUUUCCCACAGAUUCGUUCGAUUGCCGCCGCGCCUCUUCUGCGGCGUCUCACAUCCACGUCCGCUUCUCUCACCACACAGCUGACGACGAUGACCGAGAAUACGAGGAAGAAUCACGAACCGUAUGCGUGGGAGACGAGUUGCUGGAGGAGGGGUCGGAGGUCGACUGCGGCAAUUUCAUCUUCUCCGAAUUGCCGUUUUACUGGCCUAUUCACGGCGACAUCCUCCAAGAAAUCUUCGACGAAGUGAUCGGGAAAGCAAGGGAGUUUAAGUGUAAUCUUGGGGUUGACAUACGCACGGUUCACAUACGAGAUUACGAGGAGGAUCGAGAUUUCGGAGCGGCAGCGGAGGGAGUAAAUAAUGGCGCCGCCCCCGCCGCCUCCGAUGGAAUGUCCGUAGUGAAGUCGUUAAAGAGGAAGAGAAUAGAGGAGGGCGGCGGUAAUUGUUGCGUUAUUUGCUUGGAGGAGUUAAAGGCGGGAAGAGAUGUGGCUGUGAUGCCGUGCACCCAUCACUCAUUUCACGACGACUGCCUCUCAUCUUGGUUCAAGAGAAGCCGUUCUUGCCCUCUCUGCCGUCGCAAAAUCUCGGAUUCCAGUUCUUAA
Molecule: messenger RNA, 648 nt
Organism: Ipomoea triloba (trilobed morning glory)
Lineage: Eukaryota; Viridiplantae; Streptophyta; Magnoliopsida; Solanales; Convolvulaceae
Product: E3 ubiquitin-protein ligase DZIP3-like
Exons: 1
Coding region: 1-648 (215 amino acids)
Biological process (GO): protein ubiquitination
Cellular component (GO): cytoplasm
Molecular function (GO): zinc ion binding; ubiquitin protein ligase activity
Source: RefSeq, a predicted model, not a curated record